Messenger RNA from Diaporthe amygdali, 906 nucleotides. RefSeq lists its product as uncharacterized. Lineage: Eukaryota; Fungi; Ascomycota; Sordariomycetes; Diaporthales; Diaporthaceae. The coding region runs from base 1 to 906 and encodes 301 amino acids. The transcript has 2 exons. The record is from RefSeq and is a predicted model, not a curated record.
AUGCUGGCUUCGUCAAAGGGUUUGCUGGGCCUUGGUCUGCUCGCCUUCUCCGUCUCCUGCGCUCAACAUGGCAGCAGGCAAGAUGAUGGAUAUAUCGGCUACCGUCUCGACCAGCGAGGGGACCCAGAGUCGGCAGUAUACGAGACAGCUAAUACCAACACCGACGCGGAUAACAUCCUGCCAGAUGAUCCUGAUGUGUAUCUGAAUGCAUCAGUAUCCGUUGGCGAGAUCGACAUCGAGGUCGAUAACAUAACCGCCAAGGUCAAUCUGCAGGCCGACGUGCUGAAGCUGCUUCACUUCAGCGCCGGCGUCGAUGCAUCCAUCGAUAGAGUCAAGCUCACUAUUCAAAACGUGAGCGCCAAGGUUGAGCUUGAGGCUCGGUUAGAGAACGUUGUUCAAAUGGUUGCGGAUGUUCUAGACUCCAUUGACCUGAACCCAAUCAUAGCGACUCUGGGAGACGACGUCGGAAAGAUCGUUAACGGUACAGUUGGCGACCUGACAUCUGGAGACUACGGCGGUAAAGCCAAGAGAAACUUUGCGCUCGACGAGGGCAUCCUGUAUAGCGUCAACGACUAUACAGGCAACACGCAUACCAACCGCGUACUGGCACAGAAUGGUGAUCUGUACGACGUGAAGCUGGACAAUGACGGCGACGAGGAGAGCCGCACGACUGUUGGCUAUUACGAGCGAGACAUGUCAUUCACCGGCCACAACAAGACAAUCAGCAUUGAUGGGCAGGUCAAGGAGUUUGAGUUACAGUAUAUGUAUGCUCCUUUCCCUGGUAUAGAGAGCAUCUGUUGGAUCUAUGUGACUCCGGCGGGCAAGGUGACGCGAACACAAGUUAUCGCGGAGAGUUUCGGAGGUGGAUAUAGCACGAUCAGCGAUGACGGUGUUGACGACCUAUGA